Molecule: messenger RNA, 3159 nt
Organism: Hevea brasiliensis (rubber tree)
Lineage: Eukaryota; Viridiplantae; Streptophyta; Magnoliopsida; Malpighiales; Euphorbiaceae
Product: protein RRP6-like 2
Exons: 14
Coding region: 218-2935 (905 amino acids)
Biological process (GO): exonucleolytic trimming to generate mature 3'-end of 5.8S rRNA from tricistronic rRNA transcript (SSU-rRNA, 5.8S rRNA, LSU-rRNA); nuclear polyadenylation-dependent snRNA catabolic process; nuclear polyadenylation-dependent antisense transcript catabolic process
Cellular component (GO): nucleolus; nuclear exosome (RNase complex)
Molecular function (GO): nucleic acid binding; 3'-5'-RNA exonuclease activity; nucleotide binding
Source: RefSeq, a predicted model, not a curated record
UCUUCAAAAUUUACCUGAUUCACACGUGCUCCCUAUCCAUGUCACGUGACAAAUAUUCGCAGUUGCUCUCUCUUCCGGUCCCUCCUUCCUUUUCACCUUUUUCUCAGAGCCACACUCGCUUCCUCGCCAUUGUAAAACUACAACUGCCGUCUCUAAAACCCUAACCUAAACCCUUCUAUACCGAACCCAACUUAGCUAUUUCAUAUACACAGACACCAUGAGCGAAGAUGCUAUGAACAUUGAUCAAACUUCGAAAAGCCCUUCCAAAUCCCAAACUUUACAAACCCUAAACACAGGACCGCUAUCUUCUUCACUAUCCAGUCUUUCAGGCUCGUGUCGUACGAUCCCUUCAAACAAAGAUUUCCAUUUUUACUAUAACUUCGAUGAAUUUAAGCUUCCUGUCCAACAAAUUUCCGCGAAAUCGCAAUCACUGCUCGAAUCAAUCGGCUCCUCCAAUCGCGUUUUUAAGGAUAAACUUCAGUUUCCUGGAGAUGUUGAUAUUGAUGACGCUUACGACUGGCUUGUUAACGUUAACGAUGAGAUCUUGGAGCGUUUUGACGCUUCUGUCGAUGAAUUCCGGAGCAUCAGAAAGAAGGAAGAGGAAACUGGUCGGGUAUCGGGGAUGGACACGGAGAGCGGAUUUCAGUUGGUUUAUGGGAAGAAAAAGAAGGGUUUAGUGAAUUCGAGUAGUGGCUCGGCGAGUGACUCGGUGUGUGAUUCUGGAGUGAAGGUAGCUGAUAUUAAGGCAAAGGCAGUGAAAGCAAAGGUCCCGUUUCAUAUACCUACAAUAAAGAAGCCUCAAGACGAGUAUAAUAUAUUGGUGAAUAAUUCGAACCAGCGGUUUGAGCAUGUUUGGUUGCAGAGGAGUGAGGACGGGUCGGGAUUUGUUCAUCCUCUGGAAAAGCUGUCUGUUUUGGAUUUUGUGGAUAAAAGUACUGGGAAUCUUGAGCCUGUAUCACCACUCCCCUUGGAGCAUACCCCAUUCAAGCUUGUGGAAGAAGUCAAAGAUCUGAAAGAGCUGGCAGCUAAAUUGUGCGGUGUAGAUGAAUUUGCGGUUGAUCUGGAACAUAAUCAGUAUCGCUCAUUCCAAGGGUUGACAUGCUUGAUGCAAAUUUCUACUAGAACUGAGGAUUUUAUUGUAGAUACUUUAAAGCUUCGAAUACAUGUUGGGCCAUACCUUAGGGAAGUUUUCAAGGAUCCCACCAAGAAAAAGGUCAUGCAUGGAGCAGAUCGAGAUAUUAUAUGGCUUCAACGGGACUUUGGCAUAUAUAUCUGCAAUCUGUUUGACACUGGACAGGCCUCUAGAGUAUUGAAGCUGGAUAGAAAUAGUUUGGAGUAUCUUUUGCAUCACUUUUGUGGAAUCACUGCCAACAAAGAAUACCAGAAUGCAGAUUGGAGAUUACGCCCUCUUUCUAAUGAGAUGCUUAGAUAUGCUAGAGAAGAUACCCACUAUCUGUUGUAUAUCUAUGAUUUGAUGAGAACCAUGUUGCUUUCAAUGCCUAAUGGCAUUGAAAGUUCUGAUAGUCCUCUAUUGGAGGUCUACAGACGCAGUUAUGAUGUGUGCAUGCAGCUUUAUGAGAAGGAGCUUUUGACAGAAAGUUCAUAUCUCCACAUUUAUGGGUUGCAGAAUGCUGGUUUCAAUGCUCAGCAGCUUGCCAUUGUUGCAGGACUCUUUGAGUGGAGAGAUGUUGUUGCCCGUGCUGAAGAUGAGAGCACAGGCUAUAUAUUACCAAACAAAACUCUUCUUGAAAUUGCCAAACAGAUGCCUGUUACGCCUCAAAAGUUGCGUCGAGUAUUGAAAACAAAGCACCCAUAUGUUGAGCGAAACCUUGGUUCCAUUGUUAACAUAAUUAGGCAUGCCAUGCAAAAUACUGCCGAGUUUGAAGCUGCUGCUCAACUUUUAAAGGAUGGACACACUGUAACGGCCUCACUGGAAAACAUAGAACUUAAUGAUAAUUGUGAAGGCUUUGCCGCUGAUAAGCACACAAAUCUGGAGACUGCUGGAACAGAGACCAUUUAUGAUGGCAAUAGGAAUACUCUCCAAGCAACUUCUCCACAGCUCAGAAAGGGGCCUUUGCAGACAAAGAUUCGCAGAGAUCAACAAGGAGGCUCUUGUACGCGUCAUGGUGAAAAUGGUGUUGAAUCCAGUAGUAAUGUUUCUGAGCUUCACAGAGAAAACUUCCCUGUUUCACUGCAGAACAUGGAUCCAGUUACGCCUGAUACUGGAGCAACUGUUCAGGUUUUAAAGAAGCCAACUGGUGCUUUUGGAGCAAUGCUGGGAAGUGCAAGUGCAGCCGCAAAGAGAAGGUUUGAUAUUGACAAAAAGGACAAAGAAGAGAUCAAGCUGGAAAGGAUCAGGAAUUCUGUAAAUCUUCCAUUCCAUUCAUUUUUGGGCAGAAAUGAUCCAAAACCAGUUGUGGAAGAGCCCACUACAGUUUCAGAAAUUCCACGUGUUGAAGAAUCUUUUGCUGUCCCACUGGCCAGUUCCAAUUUAGAAGAAAUUAUAGUGUUGGACGAUGAUUCAGAUGUAGAGGUAUUAGAGAAUGAUGAUUCAAAAAUCAAAGAUUCUCACGGGGAUAGCAAAGCAGACAAAGAACGUGCAUCUCUCUCUGAUCUUUCUACAAGCUUCCAGAAGUGCUUCCAGUCUAGCAAUCAAAAUAGAGCAAUUGAAAAAACCCGAAAAUCUGAAGAACCAACUGGCCUUCUAAAGUUGAAGCCAUUUGAUUAUGCUGCUGCGAUCAGAUUUGGGAAAGAUCACGAGGAAAAAUCAAAACAAGUGGGUGACAAAGAUCAGAGCUCACUUGAUUCUGUCAGUAGGAAAAGAAGUUCGGUUGUUCAUGGAGUUGAGAAAGAUGAUGGGACCAAAGAAUUUCCACAAGGUAGAAGACGUCAGGCUUUUCCAGCCACUGGAAAUCGAAGUGCAACUUUUCGAUGAAUCUCUAAUAAAUAUGCUAUGUUACUGGAAAGAAAUGUAGCAUUUUUGGGACUUUGUUCUUAAAAACAACAGGAGAAGAAGAGGGAGGCAAGGACGGAUUGAAGAAAUAGCUUUAGCUUGAAUUUAAUUCCUGUUCUUUGGUAUUUAGGACCUAAGGCACCUUUUGGUUACCAAAAGGUAGCCUUUCUCUUCAAUUAUUUUUGAAUUCUUCUUUUUCAACGUAA